This is a messenger RNA of Paramecium pentaurelia, 398 nucleotides long. NCBI's taxonomy places the organism in Eukaryota, Ciliophora, Oligohymenophorea, Peniculida, Parameciidae. The record is from the annotation of a GenBank genome assembly.
AUGGGGCCUAUUAAGAAAUUAUAAGCAUUUGUUUGUGCUCAAACUUUCUGGCCAUAAUUCAUGGUUAGAUGGUUUUAAGCAGAGAAAGGACCAUUCACAAUAUUUUUCUAUUGUCCUUUAGCAAAAUGUGGAAUAUCUGUGGCUAACAUAUAUGAUAUCAUUAAGAAGCCUGUAGAUACAAUAAAUCCUGUCCAAUAAUCUGUAAUAGCAAUGUCAGGAACUCUUUUUGCAAGGUUAAAUGUAAUCUUUAAAAUAGAUGGUGCUGGAUACUUAAACCUAGAUAAUUUAUGCUUGUAUUUGCUAACUCAGUUAUGGCUUCAACUGGAAUCAUUUAGUUAUGGAGAAAAUUGUAAGUAUUUUGAAAGAUUAGAUUUAGUUAAUCAGGGUAAUCAGUGUGA